Castor canadensis (American beaver) is the source of this 6784-nucleotide messenger RNA. The record is from RefSeq and is a predicted model, not a curated record. Lineage: Eukaryota; Metazoa; Chordata; Mammalia; Rodentia; Castoridae.
GGUCGCGCCGAGCCGGGAACGGGCGCUGAGGGCGAGGCGGUCGGAGGCACUCUUUUUUUUCUUUUUCCCUUUUUGCGUUGAGUGUCGGGUGCGCGGGCUGAGGAUCAGGGCCGGGUGCGGGGCCGCGAAGACGACGGACUCUUUUCUGCGGCGGAGGGAUUCGCGGCGGAGGCGGCUACGGCUGUAGCCGCUGCCUGAGAGUUGUUGUUUCUCCUCCUCCUCCUCCUCCGCCUCCGCCGCCGUUGCUUGAAUGGUGGAGCCGAGGUUCGGCUCGUGAACACACACUGACAGCUAUAGGGCAGGCGGCGGCAUCAUCCCCGCUUCCCCUGGGCGGCGGGGUGUCCCGCCGUCGGCCCCGAAGUGACCCAUAAACAUGUCUUGCGAGAGGAAAGGCCUCUCGGAGCUGCGAUCGGAGCUCUACUUCCUCAUCGCUCGGUUCCUGGAAGAUGGACCCUGUCAGCAAGCGGCGCAGGUGCUGAUCCGCGAGGUGGCCGAGAAGGAGCUGCUGCCUCGGCGCACGGACUGGACCGGGAAGGAGCAUCCCAGGACCUACCAGAAUCUGGUGAAGUAUUACAGACACCUAGCACCUGAUCACUUGUUGCAAAUAUGUCAUCGACUAGGACCUCUUCUUGAACAAGAAAUUCCUCAAAGUGUUCCUGGAGUACAAACUUUAUUAGGAGCUGGAAGACAGUCUUUGCUACGCACAAAUAAAAGCUGCAAGCAUGUUGUGUGGAAAGGGUCUGCUCUGGCUGCAUUGCAUUGUGGAAGACCACCAGAGUCACCAAUUAACUAUGGUAGUCCACCCAGCAUUGCCGAUACUCUGUUUUCAAGGAAGCUGAAUGGGAAAUACAGACUUGAACGACUUGUUCCAACUGCAGUAUAUCAGCAUAUGAAGAUGCAUAAGCGAAUUCUUGGACACUUGUCAUCUGUGUACUGUGUGACUUUUGAUCGAACUGGCAGACGGAUAUUUACUGGUUCUGAUGACUGUCUUGUGAAAAUCUGGGCAACAGAUGAUGGGAGAUUAUUAGCUACUUUAAGAGGACAUGCUGCUGAGAUAUCAGACAUGGCUGUGAACUAUGAGAAUACCAUGAUAGCAGCUGGAAGUUGUGAUAAAAUGAUCCGUGUCUGGUGUCUUCGAACUUGUGCACCUUUAGCUGUUCUUCAGGGGCACAGUGCAUCUAUUACAUCACUACAGUUCUCACCAUUGUGUAGUGGCUCAAAGAGAUAUCUGUCUUCUACUGGAGCAGAUGGCACUAUUUGUUUUUGGCUGUGGGAUUCUGGAACCCUUAAAAUAAAUCCAAGACCUACAAAGUUUACAGAGCGCCCUCGGCCUGGAGUUCAAAUGAUCUGUUCUUCUUUUAGUGCUGGUGGAAUGUUUCUGGCCACAGGAAGCACAGACCAUAUUAUUAGAGUUUACUUUUUUGGAUCUGGUCAGCCAGAGAAAAUAUCAGAAUUGGAGUUUCAUACUGACAAAGUUGACAGUAUCCAGUUUUCCAACACUAGUAACAGGUUUGUAAGUGGUAGUCGUGAUGGAACAGCACGUAUUUGGCAAUUUAAACGAAGAGAAUGGAAGAGCAUUUUGUUGGAUAUGGCUACUCGUCCAGCAGGCCAAAAUCUUCAAGGAAUAGAAGAUAAAAUCACAAAAAUGAAAGUAACUAUGGUAGCUUGGGAUCGACAUGACAACACAGUUAUAACUGCAGUUAAUAACAUGACUCUGAAAGUUUGGAAUUCUUACACUGGUCAACUUAUUCAUGUCCUGAUGGGUCAUGAAGACGAAGUAUUUGUUCUUGAGCCACAUCCAUUCGAUCCUAGAGUUCUCUUUUCUGCUGGUCACGAUGGAAAUGUGAUAGUGUGGGACCUAGCAAGAGGAGUCAAAAUUCGAUCUUAUUUUAACAUGAUUGAAGGCCAAGGACAUGGUGCAGUAUUUGACUGCAAAUGCUCUCCUGAUGGUCAGCACUUUGCCUGUACGGACUCUCAUGGACAUCUUUUAAUAUUUGGUUUUGGAUCCAGUAGCAAAUAUGAUAAGAUAGCAGAUCAGAUGUUCUUUCAUAGUGAUUAUCGACCCCUUAUCCGUGAUGCCAACAAUUUUGUGUUAGAUGAACAGACUCAGCAGGCACCUCAUCUCAUGCCUCCCCCCUUCUUGGUUGAUGUUGAUGGUAAUCCUCAUCCAUCAAGAUAUCAGAGAUUAGUUCCUGGUCGUGAAAAUUGCAGGGAAGAACAACUCAUCCCUCAGAUGGGAGUAACUUCCUCAGGAUUGAACCAAGUGUUAAGCCAGCAAGCAAACCAGGAUAUCAGUCCGCUGGAUAGUAUGAUUCAAAGACUACAACAAGAGCAAGACCUGAGACGUUCUGGUGAAGCAGGUAUCAAUAAUACCAGCCGUUUAAGUAGAGGCUCUGUAAGUUCUACCUCAGAGGUUCAUUCACCACCAAAUGUUGGACUGAGGCGUAGUGGACAAAUUGAAGGUGUACGGCAAAUGCACAGCAAUGCCCCAAGGAGUGAAAUAGCCACAGAGCGGGAUCUUGUAGCAUGGAGUCGAAGGGUGGUAGUACCUGAACUAUCAGCUGGUGUAGCCAGUAGGCAAGAAGAAUGGAGAACUGCAAAAGGAGAAGAAGAAAUAAAGAAUUAUAGGUCAGAAGAGAAAAGGAAACACUUAACUGUUGGGAAAGAGAAUAAAAUAAUUGCUGUCUCAAAGAAUCAUGCUUUUGAGCAUUUCCUGGAUCUUGGGGAAUCCAAAAAACAACAAGCAAAUCAACAUAAUUAUCGUACAAGAUCAGCACUAGAAGAAACUCCUAGACCUUUGGACGAGAUAGAAAAUGCCACUAGUUCUUCAGAUGAAGGUGAAGUGGUUGCUGUCAGUGGUGGAACAUCUGAGGAGGAAGAGAGAGCAUGGCACAGUGAUGGCAGUUCUAGUGACUACUCCAGUGAUUACUCUGACUGGACAGCAGAUGCAGGGAUUAAUUUGCAGCCACCAAAAAAAGUUCCUAAGCAUAAAACCAAGAAAGCAGAAAGCAGUUCAGAUGAAGAAGAAGAAUCUGAAAAACAGAAGCAAAAACAUAUUAAAAAGGAAAGGAAAAAAGUAAAUGAAGAAAAAGAUGGACCAAUAUCACCAAAGAAAAAGAAGCCCAAAGAAAGAAAACAAAAGAGAUUGGCUGUGGGAGAACUAACUGAAAAUGGUUUGACAUUAGAAGAAUGGUUGCCUUCGACAUGGAUUACAGAUACUAUUCCUCGAAGAUGUCCUUUUGUGCCACAGAUGGGUGAUGAGGUUUAUUAUUUCCGACAAGGACACGAAGCAUAUGUUGAAAUGGCCCGGAAAAAUAAAAUUUAUAGUAUCAAUCCCAAAAAACAGCCAUGGCAUAAAAUGGAACUACGGGAACAAGAACUGAUGAAAAUAGUUGGCAUCAAGUAUGAAGUGGGAUUACCUACCCUUUGCUGCCUUAAACUUGCUUUUCUAGACCCUGAUACUGGUAAACUGACUGGUGGAUCAUUUACCAUGAAAUACCAUGAUAUGCCUGAUGUUAUAGAUUUCCUAGUCCUGAGACAACAAUUUGAUGACGCAAAAUAUAGGCGGUGGAAUAUAGGUGACCGUUUCAGAUCAGUUAUAGAUGAUGCCUGGUGGUUUGGAACAAUUGAAAGCCAGGAACCUCUUCAACCUGAAUACCCUGAUAGUUUGUUUCAGUGCUAUAAUGUUUGCUGGGAUAAUGGAGAUACAGAAAAAAUGAGUCCUUGGGAUAUGGAGCUUAUUCCUAAUAAUGCUGUAUUUCCUGAAGAACUGGGUACCAGUGUUCCUUUAACUGAUGUCGAGUGCAGAUCAUUAAUCUAUAAACCUCUUGAUGGAGAAUGGGGUACCAAUCCCAGAGAUGAAGAAUGUGAAAGAAUCGUUACAGGAAUAAACCAGUUGAUGACACUAGAUGUUGCUUCAGCAUUUGUGGCCCCAGUGGAUCUGCAAGCUUACCCCAUGUAUUGUACUGUGGUGGCAUAUCCAACAGAUCUAAGUACAAUUAAACAAAGACUGGAAAACAGGUUUUACAGGCGGGUUUCUUCCUUAAUGUGGGAAGUUCGAUACAUAGAGCAUAACACACGAACUUUUAAUGAACCGGGAAGCCCAAUUGUGAAAUCUGCUAAAUUUGUGACUGAUCUUCUCCUACAUUUUAUAAAGGAUCAGACUUGUUAUAAUGUAAUUCCACUUUAUAAUUCAAUGAAGAAGAAAGUUUUGUCUGAUUCUGAGGAAGAAGAGAAAGAUGCUGAUGUGCCAGGAACUUCUACCCGGAAAAGGAAGGAUCAUCAGCCUAGAAGAAGAUUACGUAACAGAGCUCAGUCUUACGAUAUUCAAGCGUGGAAGAAACAGUGUCAAGAAUUGUUAAAUCUCAUAUUUCAGUGUGAAGAUUCAGAGCCUUUCCGCCAACCAGUGGAUCUCCUUGAAUAUCCAGAUUACAGAGACAUCAUUGACACUCCAAUGGAUUUUGCUACAGUUAGAGAAACUUUAGAGGCUGGGAACUAUGAGUCUCCAAUGGAGUUAUGUAAAGAUGUCAGACUUAUUUUUAGUAAUUCUAAAGCAUAUACACCAAGCAAAAGAUCAAGGAUUUACAGCAUGAGUUUGCGCCUGUCUGCUUUCUUUGAAGAACACAUUAGUUCAGUUUUAUCAGAUUAUAAGUCUGCUCUUCGUUUUCAUAAAAGAAAUACCAUAACCAGAAGGAGGAAGAAAAGAAAUAGAAGCAGCUCUAUUUCCAGUAGUGCUGCAUCAAGCCCUGAAAGGAAAAAAAGAACCAUAAAACCCCAGCUGAAGUCAGAAAUCUCUACCUCUCCAUUAUCUACACCUACAAGAUCAGUACCACCAAGAAAUAAUGCUGCUCAGAUAAAUGGUAAAACAGAAUCCAGUUCUGUGGUUCGAACCAGAAGCAACCGAGUGAUUGUAGAUCCAGUUACCACUGAGCAACCAUCUACUUCGUCAGCCACAAAGACUUUUAUUUCAAAAGCCAAUACAUCUGCAGUGCCAGCAAAAACAAUACUAGAGAAUUCCGUGAAACAUUCCAAAGCCUUGAAUACUCUUUCAAGUCCUGGUCAGUCCACUUUUAGUCAUGGCACUAGGAAUAAUUCUGCAAAAGAAAACAUGGAAAAGGAAAAGCCAAUCAAGCGUAAAAUGAAGUCACCUGUACUUUCAAAGGCAGCCACUCUUUCAAAGUCAUCAGCUGUCAUUGAUCAAGGAGACUGUAAGAACAAUGCUCUUGUACCAGGAACCAUUCAAGUAAAUGGCCAUGGAGGACAGCCAUCGAAACUUGUGAAGAGGGGACCUGGAAGGAAACCCAAGAUAGAAGUUAAUACCAAUAGUGGUGAAAUUAUACACAAAAAAAGGGGUAGAAAGCCCAAAAAGCUACAGUAUGCAAAGCCAGAAAAUGCUGAACAAAAUAAUAUGCAUCCCAUCAGAGAUGAAGUGGCUCCUUCUUCAACAUGCAAUUUUCUUUCUGAAACUAAUAUUGUUAAGGAGGAUUUGUUACAGAAAAAGAGUCGCGGAGGCAGAAAACCCAAAAGGAAGAUGAAAACACAAAAACUAGAUUCAGAUCUCUUAGUUCCUGCAAAUGUUAAAGUGCUGAGGAGAAGUAACCGAAAAAAGACAGAUGAUCCUAUAGAUGAGGAUGAAGAGUUUGAAGAACUCAAAGGCUCUGAACCCCACAUGAGAACUAGAAAUCAAGGUCGAAGGACAGCUUUCUAUAAUGAGGAUGACUCUGAAGAGGAGCAAAGGCAGCUGUUAUUUGAAGACACCUCUUUGACUUUUGGAACCUCUAGUAGAGGACGAGUCCGAAAGCUGACUGAGAAGGCAAAAGCUAAUUUAAUCGCAAAGCACUCCAUAUGAAAUUUCAUUUUGAGCUAUGUACAGUACCCAGGAAUUGAGUCAGAAGAUUGACUGUAAGUACCACUUUGAGCGCUCCGAAGAUAAACUUUGUACACACUACAAUAAAACAGUGAGUAGAAAAUCUGAGCUAUAAAUAUAUAUAUAUUUUUGUUGUUGUUGUUUUGAGAUACUUUUUAAAUGCAGAUAAAGUUAUCAGGAAAUUAACCUUAUAUGGCACAAACCAAAUACAUAAUAGCGUAUGGCUGAGUUUCUACAUUUCAAGGAGUUAAGAAAAUAGUUUCAAGAUGGUAUAUAGUGUACAUGCAUAUAAGGCAGAUGCACACAUGCUGGUUACUUUUAGGAAUGUGCGUGUUGAUUUAUCACAAUGAUAGACUACAAAAUGAAAUAAAAAUACAAAGUUACAUUUUUGGACCAUAUAAAAACUGCAAGAAGACAGGUCUUAUAAAAGAUCUUUUAGAAAACUUAAAUCCCAUCACAGGAUAUUUAGACAUGUGUAGAAUGUAGCUCAGUUUUUUAAAAGUAACUGACCUAGAGGGUUAAAGUUGAAACUGACACAUUUUCAAAUUAAGAUUAUGCUUAUUUUGUACAGAAAACAAUGUUAAACCAAGCAAAUCUGUUGUAUGUAAUAAGUAACAGAAUUAAAACAAAUAAUUAUUUAGCUUUAUUGAGGUUUUUGUUCUAUUCCUUCAGGACCUGGAGUAUCAUGUUAUAAACAAGUCUCAUACCACGAUAGCAGUGCCCUUUCUUUUUGUACAUAUUGAUUGGACCUUUCUUUACUGUUAACGUGGAUACUUUCUAUGUUAGUUUUGAUGCAUAAUUCUUUGAAUCCUUUUAUACAAACUAGAAUGUAUGUGUAAGAAUUCCUGUCCCUGCAAUGUAGUAACUAUAAACUUAUUUUUAAAUAAAUAGAAAACUUGCUUUUCUAAGGUAUUUUGU